Molecule: messenger RNA, 1718 nt
Organism: Heterobasidion irregulare TC 32-1
Lineage: Eukaryota; Fungi; Basidiomycota; Agaricomycetes; Russulales; Bondarzewiaceae
Exons: 6
Coding region: 1-1452 (483 amino acids)
Biological process (GO): secondary metabolite biosynthetic process
Molecular function (GO): monooxygenase activity; FAD binding
Source: RefSeq, a predicted model, not a curated record
AUGGCGGGACAGGACGACGGCGGCAGAAAGGCGGCCCUUACCCUCCACAUCGUCGUCGUUGGCUGCGGCCUCGGUGGCCUCGCCGCCGCGCACACCCUCGCCCACGCCGGCCAUCACAUAACCCUCCUCGAGGCCGCCCCUGUCAUCGGCGACGUCGGCGCAGGCAUCCAAGUCUCUCCCAACGCAGCACGCCUCCUCCUCCGUUGGGGCCUUGGUUCUGCCCUUUCCGCCACCGCCGUGCGCCCCGAGGCGAUCGUAUUCCGGCGGUACGACACGGGCGAGCGCGUAGGCUACACACGCUGGGGUGACGUCAUGGACAGAUCCCACGGCGCGCCCUACCUCCACGUUCACCGCGCAGACUACCACGCCAUGCUCCUCCGCCUCGCCCGCGCCGCGCCCAAUGUGACCCUGCGGUUAGGCGCGACCGUCAUCGGCGUCGACCCCGACCCCGCCAGCGCCGUCGGUGGCCCGAGCGUGACGCUCGCCUCGGGCGAAGUCGUGCGAGGCGAUCUCGUUGUCGGUGCGGAUGGUGUCAAGAGUAUGUUGCAGGCUGCCGUGACGGGCAAGUCGAGCGCGCCGCGGGCGACGGGCGACGCCGCGUACCGCGCGAUCAUACCGACCGACGUGAUGCUGCGCGACCCAGAGCUCAGGCCGUUCGUGGAGACGCCGGAGAUGACCGCGUGGAUGGCCCCUGGAAGACAUCUGAUGGCGUAUAACAUCAGAGGGAAGAAAGAAUUCAACCUCGUCUUGCUCCACCCCGACGACGGCUCGGUCGAGUCUUGGACAGCGGAAGGCAGCGCAGACAAGAUGCGAGCCGACUUCAAGGAUUUCGAGCCAAGGGUCCAAAAACUCCUCGCAUAUGUCAAUUCAACCCUCAAGUGGCGCCUCAUGGACCGUCCCGCGCUCGAUUCCUGGGUGCACCCCAAGGGUCGCAUCGUCCUCCUCGGUGACGCUUGCCAUCCCAUGCUGCCAUAUCGCGCCCAAGGUGCCGCGAUGGCGAUCGAGGACGCGGGGGUGCUAGGCGCGCUGCUCUCGCACCUGUCCACGAUCGAAGAGCUACCGGUGCUGCUCAAGGCGUAUCAGGAUCUACGGCUGGACCGCACGAGCGACGCGCAAGAGCAGUCCCGUCUGAACCGCAGCAUCUUCCACCUUCCCGACGGCCCCGAGCAGUGCGCGCGCGACGCGGAGAUGCGGCGCGCGAUGGCGGCCGAGUUCGCCGCGCUCGAGCACGCAGGCGGGCACCCUGCAUCUGUCUCCGCGUCCUUAGCGGAUGGCGAGACGCUGAUGGUGGGCAACCCGAACCAGUGGGCCGACCGGCGCAAGAGCGAGCGGCAGUUUUCGUACGACGCGGAUGGGGCCGUGCAUGGGUGGUGGACGGCCGGUGGGCGUGCGUUGCUGGAGGAGGCGCGCGCGCGUACAGAGGCGGCAGCGAAGGCGAAGGCGAAGCUGUAGAUGGCGAGCGUUGGGGCUGGCAAGGGCGGUGGGACGCAGAGAGGGAGUCCAGGCGGAGAGAGCUCGCGCGGAGCGAGGGUGAGGGCGCCUUAUGUUCUUUGAUGCGGCUGGCGCGGCGGAGAGAGCGGGGAUGAUGUGUGCGUUUCUGUUUUCCGGCCAUCCAAGUCCCGCAUUCCCUCCCACCUUAUUGCAUCUUUCCAAUUUGUGACAUCUUUCCCGGAAUGCAUCGUAUCUCUGAUUUCUGUCAAUCGAGUGAUGACUGGACC